This is a messenger RNA of Macrobrachium nipponense, 1779 nucleotides long. Its product is annotated as serine/threonine-protein kinase Nek8-like. Gene Ontology annotation, molecular function: ATP binding; protein kinase activity. The record is from RefSeq and is a predicted model, not a curated record. Gene Ontology annotation, biological process: protein phosphorylation. Lineage: Eukaryota; Metazoa; Arthropoda; Malacostraca; Decapoda; Palaemonidae.
AGGAAUGUAUAUCUUUAUCGUCGCCUGUCUGAUAAUAAGCAGGUUGUUAUCAAACAGAUUCCCAUGGAAUCUAUAACAACAGAGGAAUGUGAGCUAACAAAAAAUGAAGUAAAGGUCUUGUCAAUGCUUCAUCAUCCCAACAUAAUUGAAUACUAUGAGAAUUUUCUUGAAAAUAAUACAAUGAUGAUUGUCAUGGAGUAUGCUCCAGGAGGGAAUUUAUAUGAUUACCUUCGCUGUCGAGGUGAGGGAAAUCUUCUUCAAGAAGAGGAUGUAUUACACCUGUUUUGCCAGUUGGUGGUAGGCAUAAAGCAUAUUCAUGAAAUGAGCAUUCUUCACAGAGACAUCAAGUCACACAACAUACUUUUAGAUAGAUCUCAUCGCAUCGUAAAGAUAGGGGAUUUUGGCAUUUCAAAAAUUCUUAGCAGUAAAAGCAAAGCACACUCAGUAGUUGGAACUCCAUGCUAUCUUUCACCUGAAUUAUGUCAGGAAAAACCAUAUAAUAAGAAGAGUGAUAUAUGGGCCCUUGGUUGUGUUCUAUAUGAGAUGCUUACCUUAAGAAGAGCCUUUGAAGCAGGGACACUGCCAGCUUUGAUCAUGAAAAUCAUGCGAGGAAUUUUUGUCCCUAUCCAUCCCCAGUAUAGUGCAGAAAUGCGUUCCCUUGUUCACUUACUAUUGCAUGUGGACCCAGCACAACGUCCAAAUAUACAUGAGGUUAUUAGUCAUCCACUGGUUUUUCCCACAAUCUUUAAACUUCAUGCUGAUCUGGGAAUGGUGCGAUGUGUUUCCAGACCAUUACGCUUAUCAUCAGUUGGAACCAGGACCAGGUCAUCCAGAGGAAGUGAAGACUCAACAGACAGAGAAAAGCUAGAUGCUGAAAGGAGUGAUUAUAUAGAAGAGUUAAGUGAGAUGGAAACUGCUGCAGAAAUUGCAGCUGCAACCCCCUCCUCUGAUGUAUUUUUCUUGGAUCCAUGUGGUAAUAUAUGCAGACUACCCCUUGGUCAUUGUGAGGGAAAUGUCUGUCAAGUGGCAGCCAGCAAAACUCACAAAGCUGCCAUAACCAAUUUGGGUCAAGUUAUCCUUUGGCAGCCACAGGCUGAUUCCACUAAUACAGUGAUGAAGUUUUGUUUUACCCCUACAAUACUGAAAUCACCUCCUUCUGUCGUUAUUGUUCAAGUAGCUUGUGGUGAUGGCUUCAUGGCAUGCAUUACUGAGGUAUUCCUCAUGACUAGUGGUAGUGGAGCUUCUGGCAGUCGGCAUGGGAGUACAAAUGAUGUUACACAACUGAAUGUGGAAUCAUUACUUGGUGUUUCAAUCAAACAGAUAGCUUGUGGGGCUUCUCAUGUUGUUGCACUUUCAGCUGAUCAGCAAGUAUACACCUGGGGAUGUGGGGAUAAUGGUCGUUUAGGAAUUGGGUCAAGAAUGAUGCAGUUAUGGCCUAGACUUGCUAAUGUUGAUGAUAUGAUGUAUGAAGUAGUAGAUGUUGCUGCAGGUGAAGAUUGUUCUUUUUUAACAACAUCCUCAGGUGUUCUUUUAGCAUCAGGGUCCAACAGAAUGAACAAAUUAUGUGUGGAUGAAACAGAUAUAGCUGGAUGUGAAACUCUUAAGCAAAUUGAAGAUAUAGCAACAUUUGUUCCUGUAUGUUCCCGACCUCUUUCAAAUAAUAGUAUAUCUAAAGUAGCUGUUGGUUUGGAUCACACUGUUUUUCCUUACUGGAGACUGGUAGUUGGUGAAAAUUAUACCAGUUUAUUUCCAAUUACCAAGAUUUGGUCAUCAGCUUAA